ACUCUCCCUUAACACCCAUAAUAACACUAAGAACAACAACAACAAUACCUGGUGUCUUUUGUGGUUCCCCAACAAAAUGUUGUUUCUAAGAAAAACUAAGUCAAUCUGGGGCCGCUGGAGGAAGAAAUCCAUGGGGAAAUAUCGGUUGUGUCCGCCAGUGAUGUGUGUGAGCAGCCAGAGUGGCUGUAGUGUCCAUACUUGGUCCUCUCUGGCUGCCACCUUCAACACUAAGCCUAAUAAAAUGCUUUCUCUUAAUUUCACCAAGGGCACGUCUGGUUUGUUUGGUUUACCAGAACUGCAAGAACCAGAGGGUUUUUAUUUACUAAAAGAAAAUGCUAUCCAUAAGGCCGAAGAUUUAAUGGUAGAGUGUUGCUCACCAUAUAGAACACGGAAAAUGGUUGAGGUGUUCGAUCACUUGUCAGAUACUCUCUGCCGUGUGGCUGACCUGGCAGAGUUUAUUAGAAUGGCUCAUCCUCAAGCACGCUAUUCAUUUUCUGCUGAGGACGCAUCCAUUGCCAUUGGUGGACUUGUUGAAAAGUUAAACACUCACAGAACACUAUACGAGUCUUUAAGAAAUGUUGUUGUUCACGGUGAUAAGGUUCCUACUACCGAGGUUGAUAAGCACGUGGCCAGGCUGUUCCUCUUUGACUUUGAACAGUCAGGCAUCCAUUUGGAUGAGGCACAGCGUCAGCGUGUUGUGAGUCUUAAUGAGUCAAUACUCACACUUGGUCAACACUUCAUGAAUGGUUCUCUUCAACCUAGAGCCAUACCCAAGGUUAAACUGCCUGAAAGUAUUAGACAACACUUCACCAUCGACGGGGACAAUAUUCUGGUGACGGGCUUGUAUGCAGAUUCUCAUACAGAGAUGACACGAGAGGCUGCAUAUAAGAUAUACCUCCACCCUGACCCACAUCAGGAAACUCUUCUCAUGGAUAUGAUUAAUGAAAGGCAUGAGAUGGCAACCAUAUGUGGCUUUCCCUCUUAUGCUCACAGAGCUGUUAAUGGUAGUUUAGCAGAGAACCCUGAACUUGUGACAAACUUCUUGAAACAUCUUGCUGACAGCGUAAGGCCCCGAGCACAGGAAGAUUUUACUGAAAUGAACGCUGUAAAAAAAGCCCAAUACAGCGGUUCAAGGGAUCUGGCUCCUUGGGAUGUUCCAUACUUCACCGGACAAAUUAGACAAAACAAGUUCCAAGUGAGUGCAAAUGAUCUCAUGCCAUACUUCUCUCUGGGAGCAGUGAUGGAGGGACUCAGUGGACUCCUCUUUCAUCUCUAUGAUGUAAUGCUGCAACUGGAAGAGCCACAACCUGGAGAACUUUGGACCAGUGACAUUUAUAAACUUGCAGUGAAGCACACCACAGAAGGAGUGUUGGGAUACAUAUAUUGUGACUUUUAUGAACGACCUGGAAAAGCUCAUCAAGACUGCCAUUUUACUAUAAGAGGCGGCAAGUUAUUAGCUGAUGGCUCAUAUCAGGACCCGGUAGUUGUGCUGCACCUGAACCUUCCAUCACCCUCGUGGUCAAGCCCAUCGCUGCUCACACCAGGUAUGGUGGAGAACCUAUUUCAUGAGAUGGGCCAUGCACUACACUCCAUGCUUGCAAGGACCCAGUACCAGCACGUGACAGGCACACGUUGCAGCACUGAUUUUGCCGAAGUUCCAUCAAUCCUCAUGGAAUUCUUUGCCACCGAUCCAAGAGUGCUUGGCACAUUUGCUCGACACUACAAAACGGGAGAGGUUAUACCCCAGGAACUUCUUGAGAGAUUGGUGGCCAGCAAAUCUGUGUUUGGUGCCUCUGAAAUGCAGCUUCAGACGUUCUACUCGCUGCUUGAUCAACAUUAUCAUGGAAAGGAUCGCUGGUCCCCAGCCACAUCCACAACACACAUACUGGAGGAAGUUCAGAGCCAGUAUUAUGGUCUUCCUUAUGUGCCAAACACUGCUUGGCAGCUCAGAUUUGGCCACCUAGUUGGAUAUGGAGCAAAAUACUAUGCGUAUCUUGCUUCUCGAGCUGUGGCGUCUUGGAUUUGGCAGAAGUACUUCUCAGAAGAUCCCUUCAGCAGAGAGAAGGGUGAAAAGUACCGGUGUGAAGUACUUGCUCACGGAGGAGGGAAGCCACCCCGAGCCAUGGUCGGAGAGUUCCUGGGUCGAGAAGUCACACCUCACACCAUGGUGGAUGCUCUUAUGACAGAUUUAGAUCAAAAGAAAGCAAAAGUAGAAUCUAAAUUAUUUUCAUAAUGGUGACCAUUCAUAUUUUGAUUUCUCUUUUUUUGAAAAUUGAAAAUUGUACUUUUUAAAUUAUAUUGUAUUCACAAAAAAUACUAAAUCAAUAAGUUCAGUUAUAUUAUGUAAUAUAAAAUAAUAAGUUGUUAGUGUUUCAUGCUCUAAUUAAACUUAAACAGUGAUGCCAUAAUCAAAAUUUCCUGCCAAGAUUAUAUUCACAGGAAGCACUGUAGGAGUUAACAUGGUACCUGGGGAAGGAAAAAUAAACAUGGCAGCCCUUUGUAGGGUUCCCUUGCAUGGCCUACACUUGCUCUUCCCACACUGUGAAGGAUAUACAGUAUACACCGAGAGGUGUGUAGCUCAAUAUAUAUAUACACUGAGAGUUUACAGUACUUUGAUUCCUAUUUUUGGUGUUAAAAUAUCCUUGACCGGUGAUGGACAGGUUACGGUUAGCUUGAAUAACCUUUGGAUAGUCAUUAAGUUUUAAAUUCUGUCUCCUCUGGAGCAGUUUCCUCAGGUCUGGCCUCUUGCCGUUGAAGAUGAUCUAGCAGCUCAUCAGUGGUUAGUUCGUCAUUGUCCUCCUCCACCAACUCUUCCACAUCCUCCCCACUAACCUCCAACCCCAAGGACUUUCGCAAUGCCACAAUGGAUUCCUUAACUGGCAUAGGAUUCCCAGGGUUAGCCUCAAACCCUUCAAAAUUCCUUUUGUCUACACAUUCUGGCCACAGUUUCUUCCAAGCAGAGUUCAAGGUCCUCUUAGUCAUUUCCAAGCCUUACCUAUAAUGUUUACACAAUUGAGGAUGCUAAAGUGAUCUCUCCAAAACUCUCUUAGAGUCAAUUGAGUUUCUGAGGUCACUACAAAGCACCUUUCAAACAUAGCUUUUGUGUAGAGUUUUUUGAAGUUGGAAAUGACCUGCUGGUCCAUGGGCUGCAGGAGAGGAGUGGUAUUAGGAGGCAAAAACUUGACCUUAAUGAAGCUCAUUUCCGCAGAAAGUCGCUCUGCCAAGUCUGAAGGAUGACCAGGAGCAUUGUCUAAUACCAGGAGGCACUUAAGGUCCAAUUUAUUUUCCAGGAGGUAAUUUUUCACAGUGGGGGCAAAUGCAUGGUGUAACCAAUCAUAGAAAAAGUCCCUAGUGACCCAUGCCUUACUGUUUGCCCUCCACAUCACACACAAAUUAGCCUUGAGGACAUUGUUUGUUUUUCCUGAACACUCUGGGAGUUUCAGAGUGAUACACCAAUAAAGGCUUCACUUUGCAAUCACCACUAGCAUUAGCACACAUCAACAGAGUAAGCCUAUCUUUCAUAGGCUUAUGUCCUGGGAGUGCCUUUUCCUUCUGAGUAAUGUAGGUCCUGUUUGGCAUUUUCUUCCAAAACAGGCCUGUUUCGUCACAAACACUUGUUCAGGUUUCAAUUCUUCACUGUCUAUGUACUCCUUGAAUUCCUUCACAUAUUUUUCAGCCACUUUGUGGUCCGAACUGGCAGCCUCUCCAUGCCUUAUCACACUAUGUAUACCACUACAAUUCUUAAAUCUCUCAAACCAACCUUUGCUGGCCUUAAAUUCACUCACAUCACCACUAGUUGUAGGCAUUUUUCUAAUUAAAUCGUCAUGCAACUUCCUAGCCUUUUCACAUAUGAUCGCUUGAGAGAUGCUAUCUCCUGCUAUCUGUUUUUCGUUUAUCCACACCAAUAACAGUCUCUCAACAUCUUCUAUCACUUGCGAUCUCUGUUUCGAAAACAAAGUUGCACAUUUGGCAAGAACAGCUUCCUUGAUUGCCGUUUUCUUGGCCACAAUAGUAGCGAUGGUUGAUUGGGGUUUUGUGUACAACCUGGCCAGCUUGGAGACACGCACUCCACUUUCAUACUUAGCAAUUAUCUCUUUCUUCAUAUCCAUAGUAAUUCUCACCCUUUUUCCUGUAGGGUUGGCACUAGAAGCUUUCUUGGGGCCCAUGGUGACUUAUUUUGCAGGUGCAAUCACUAAAAAGGCUGUGAUAAUAUGAAAUGUUCUGAUUGUAUGCUUGGAAGCGACUGCGGUGGUUGGCUUGUAAACAAUGGCACCCACGGAACAAGUGAGGCGGGCUCAGGCCGCACGUGGACGCUUCUCAAACAAAUCGCGUUGAGCAAGUUUUUUAGCGCUAGCCAAGACAAAAUUUUUGCGUUGAAAUGUAUCGCUAGGCGGAUUUAACGUUAUGGGAUGCGUUCGUUAGGCGAGGAUCCACUGUAAUAGAGCAGCAUUCAGCUCACAACGAAAAGGACCUGGGUUUGAUUCCCAGGCUGGUUAAGAUGUAUCAGUCUUCUGACACUUGCUGCCCCUGUUCAUUUAGCAGUAAAUAUGUACCUCUGUUAGUCAAUUGUUGAAUUUCAUCUUACUAUCAGUGUUUCAUUUACUAGAAAAACUACCAAAAGCUGGAGAGGAACCUGACAAUUUUAGGUAUCAUGUCUUUUGUAGGGUAAUAUUCUGGGACUUUUAUUAUGAGUCAUGGUCAAGAGAGAUGGUACAAAAUCUGAAUAAGGUAUUUUGUAAGAGGAUCUCCAUUCGGAAAUAAAGAAUACAGCCUCUCCUCACUUAGCAACGUACUCGUUUACUGACAACUUGGACUUACAACAGGCUCUCUGACCAGUAUGCAUACCUAAAUAAUGUACAUUGGAGCUGAUUUCCUCUAUUCUAUUUAUUGCAACAUACAGUACACUACUGUAUAAUGUAAUAUAAAAUAAUUAUACUGCAUAGUACAAUAUAUUGAAAAUUUUAUAAAUGGUGCAAAGGUGACACUAAAACAAUAUCAAAGAUGGUUGACACAAACCCACAACCAUUACAGUAUGCUCCUUGCUCAAUGACGAAUUUGUUUACCGACAUUGUCUUAGGAACGGAACUCCAUUGUUAAGUGAGGAGAGGCUGUAUCGUGAAUGAGUGGUUGCCAGAAGUGAAGAUGUACCUGGGUGUUAGUAAACUAUUACAGCUUCUACCCAACCAGCAGUGCUGUAUGACCCUUGUGGGUUUAGCACUUCAUUAUGAUUAUAAUAAUUCUACCCAACCAAGUUAUGAAAAUCACUUACUCUGAAUGGUGGUACUUCGUAAGACAAUGAACUAACACUACUGAACAAUUUUUCCUGAUUUUCUCUCUCCCUUACACCUUGCUGGCACUGUACUACACAACACAUUCAUGGGAUGCACUACACCUAUAGGAACAUAAGAGAACUUGAGGAAUAGGAGAUAAUUCAGUUCGAGCCAAGGAAUGGGAGAGUAGUAAAAGUUCCUUAAAUAAAAAACCCUACACCAGCACCACAGCCCCCUUUGAAGGGUAUACUGAGAAAUAAAGCAACAUUGGUACUAGUAUAUACUUUUUAUUGCAAAAAUAAACAAUUUACCCAUGCUACCUACCAAACUUUCACUGAACACUUAGGUGCAUUUAGUAAACACCAAGAUAAAUUUACUGUAUAAUUAUAAGAGACUGCAGAAGGAAAACUCACAUGAUGCAUUAUGAGUCUGGCUCGAAAUAUUUUUUUUCACCAGGUUAGUCCACACAUUUCAUAAUGGAAGAGGCCUGAUACAAAACAGUUU
Cherax quadricarinatus is the source of this 5774-nucleotide messenger RNA. Its product is annotated as mitochondrial intermediate peptidase. The record is from RefSeq and is a predicted model, not a curated record. Gene Ontology annotation, molecular function: metalloendopeptidase activity. Gene Ontology annotation, cellular component: mitochondrion. Gene Ontology annotation, biological process: peptide metabolic process. NCBI's taxonomy places the organism in Eukaryota, Metazoa, Arthropoda, Malacostraca, Decapoda, Parastacidae.